AAAGUAUGCAGCUAUCUUGGUGCUACUAUUAACAGGGAAACAAUUUGAGACAGUGAGCAUGAAUAUGAUCCAGCAGAAUAAUGGCCUUAGGUGGCGCUGCGCAACAACAUUGGUUUUCAAUAAUUAAAGAAGAAAAAGAGCCGUCAUCGCUUCCGCAACAACCGUUAGUGCAACAACAUGGAUGUUACAGCUGAAAUUAGUCAGGAGGAUGGGUUUGCUGGUGAAAGCGGUGCCGCCAAGAUAAAAGAGCGACUUGAGAAACGGAAUCAGGCCAGAAUAGAGGAUGCCGAGCGGCGUAAAGAAGAGAAAGAGAGCCAGUCUGUCGCCGAGGAGAAGGACGAGUUUUUCUCCAAGACUUUCAGCAGGGAGCGGGUGUGUAUCGAGGAGCUGCUGUCCAGCUGCUCCGGAGCUGACCGAGCCGUGGUGACUCAGAGGCUGGAGGAGGCGACGGUCAAAACCGUGCAGCUCCAAAAGUUUCUGAAUGACAGCGUGUUGUUUCUGACGCAGUACGAGCUGAGACAAUCCCAGGCAGCUCUCCAGAAACUCCAGACAUCCCUUGCGGAGACCAGAGAGACGGCUCUGCCCAAGAAGAAGUUUGCCUUUCGAGCUCGCACUAAAGCUGCAGAUAAAGUCUCUGCACCAGUGUCAGACACAGCUCAAGCUGAUGUUGCCACAUCUGCACCUGCAUCUGGUGAAGUGGAUGGAGCUGCAGCGUCAGAGCAGUGUGGCUUCUCCAACAUGGACAAUGAGUUUCUGACCAAAACAUCUGAGGAGAUCCAGAAAAGAGACGUGCUCUUGACUCACCUGUCCAACUGCAAGGUCCGUCUGGUCGGUUCCCCCAGCACAUUGCACCUGAAGCACAUCGACAGCUGUGAGAUCCUCUGCGGGCCGGUGUCUAGUUCUGUAUUUGUUGAUCAUUGCAGAAACAGUACGCUGAGCUUCCCCUGUCAGCAGCUGCGGACCCACAACACCAAAGACACACAGGUGUAUCUGCAUGUCACCAGCCGAGCCAUCAUAGAGGACUGUCAUGGAGUGAGUUUCGCCCCGUUUUCCUGGUCUUAUCCCACUCUGCAAGAGGACUUUAGUGUGUCUGGCCUAGACCAGGACCGGAACAACUGGACUCAGGUGGAUGAUUUCAACUGGCUCGCUGCAGGAACACCUUCCCCCAACUGGACUGUCAUCCCAGAACCAGACAGGAAAACCAACUGGGAUCCUUAACUUUUAAAGCCUUUAUUUGUCAAAUUAACACCUGUCAAACCAAAUGACAUGUUGACAGCCUGAAUACACAUACGUAGUCUUGUCCAUAAUCUUGAAUUUAAGGUGGUUUAAUGAAAUUUCUUUGAAGUGGCUGCUCUUUUUUUUUUAUUUGAUAAAACUAAUAACAGAGACAAAAUGUAACAUACAUAGCCCACACACACAAAUACACACACUCAAAAAGGCAGAGAACAAAGCGUAAAUAAAUGCAUCAUAUUUUCUAUCUCAGCGCUACAAAAAUGACAUUUUUGAUCCUUAACUGUGUCUGAAGCAUGUGUCUAAACACAAGUUUAAUUGAGAAUACUCUGCACUGGUUGUCAUAUGCUGCUACUUGUCCAUAUGGCUACAAAAAAAGGGCACUUUGUAUGAUAAGGUUUAAGCUACAUUAAUAAAUUUAAAUAAAAAUCCACCUGUCUUAUCAGCCUGAAUAACUGUGGGGCUUUAGUACUUAGGAGCAUCACAUCUCCCCUGAGGCAGAGCAUCCACACUCUUGUUGAAAUUAAACUCCAAGCUUUUAUUCUUCUGCUCAUGAUUACACUAGUUCACACAGAGAAAGCCGCUCUCCAACAUUAGAUUUCAUUCACAUUAUUCUGUGACAUUCAAAAAAUUCAAAUCAGCCAUAUUGGAAUAGUUAACUAGUGUGAAAUUACAGGCUUUCUGGUAGAGCCAAGUUGAUAUUACUUUAUUCCAGAGAUAUAUGUAUAAUGUAGUGUGUUAGAAACCAUUUAUUAAAACUGUACUAAAAUA
Molecule: messenger RNA, 2001 nt
Organism: Seriola aureovittata
Lineage: Eukaryota; Metazoa; Chordata; Actinopteri; Carangiformes; Carangidae
Gene: tbcc
Product: tubulin folding cofactor C
Exons: 2
Coding region: 178-1218 (346 amino acids)
Biological process (GO): post-chaperonin tubulin folding pathway; tubulin complex assembly
Cellular component (GO): cytoplasm
Molecular function (GO): tubulin binding
Source: RefSeq, a predicted model, not a curated record